Messenger RNA from Aspergillus tubingensis, 1875 nucleotides. RefSeq lists its product as uncharacterized. The transcript has a single exon. NCBI's taxonomy places the organism in Eukaryota, Fungi, Ascomycota, Eurotiomycetes, Eurotiales, Aspergillaceae. The coding region runs from base 1 to 1875 and encodes 624 amino acids. The record is from RefSeq and is a predicted model, not a curated record.
AUGUCCAAAGCUAACAUCCGGGCAGUCCCUUGGACUUCCCACCUCAUCUACCUCCUUCUUAUCCUCCCCACUGGCCUCAGCAUCACCCUCCUGCUCAGUGACUCCCAGCACUGGACCCUUACAGGCGACCUCUACACCUUUAUUAACCACUACCGCACGACCGUGCAAACAGCACUUCAGAUCAUAGCUACUCUCCUCGGCGCUAUCCAAAUAUUCAGCAUCUGCCGCCUUAUAAACCAUGCCACUCGCAUCCUCUUCAAACACUCCACCCACCACACGACCCUCAACGACCUCGCCCUCUGGUCCGCCCUCUCCACCCCAACCACCAACUUCUCCCUCCCUCUGCCUCAAAUAAUCCUCACCCUCCUCCUCGCCAACCUCUCCGCCGUCCUCUCCGCCCUCUGGACUGGUGCCCUCACCCCAACCUCCACCACCACCACCGCCAACACGACCAUCCUCAUCCCCUCCUACGCCAACCGCUCCUUCAUCAAAGAAUACCCCUCCCAGAUCGACACCACCGGUCCCUCCCUCCGCACCUCCCUCGGCUAUUUCACCUACUCCGUCGGUGUAGGUCUCCUCACCUCCCUCGUCUCCUCCGCCUCCACCGCCUCCCCACUCACCGGCUCCCUGAAAUCCCGCUCCCACGCCAAACUCGACUCUACCGGCUACACCUACUCCGGCCGCUCCUACGGCGUCGGCAGCCCUGUCGGCCUCACCGAUGAAAAUGUCACUGCAUCCUUCCCCUACGCAGCCAACUACACCUACCACGAACGCGGCUACCUCGCCCACGUCUCCUGCAUAUACAACUCCUCGACCCUCUUCCUCCUAGGAGAUACUUACGAUACAGCCCUAUACGUCGCCGAAGGCCCUCUACCCGACAGCAACGCCUCCACAGGCGAAUACUCCACCUACACAGGAUGGUCAACCGACACGAUCGUAGCCCUCGGCGUAGCCAGCCAACCCGCGGCAUACACAAAGGAGAGGUACGUCGCCGCCGCAGCAGGGAGUUACUACGCGUCGUUAAACGCAAGUCAAUGCCUGAUCAGCUUCGUACCGAGAUGGUUCCUCGUGAACGUGGCUACCCAGGAGAAACUCGUGGACGUGGUGCCACUCAACACUACCUCCUCUACCUUAUACUCCUCUGAAGAAGAAACAGACAUCGACAUCGACCCCACCAACAAAACCAUCCACGUCGCCAUGCGCCAAUUAGAACUCAUCUCUAACGACCUCACCUCCUUCUACCGCUCCACGCUCGGCGACGCAUUCAACACGUCCAUUGCAGAUCACGCCACGAACACCAACACCACUGCCACCAUUUCCUCGAACUUCACCACUAGCGCAAACUCCACCGAUAAUGUAACAACAACCCUAACCGCCAUCCAAAACACCUAUAUCUCCCUGAUUGACGAUAUUCUCGCUGCGUAUGCGUCUGCACAGCUCAUGGUGGGGAAUUUCUCUCAUCCUGCCACCGCGACGGUUACUGUUGAUGCGUUCCGGCUUGGGUCCAGGGUGUAUAUUGUGGCGGUGUUUGUGGUUAACGUGCUUGUGCUGCUUGGGGUCGGUAUUGAGAUGGGACGCACGGGUGUGUGGGGGGCAUUGCCGCAGUUCGAUUAUUUGGAUGCGAGGAUGUUGGUGCUCGGGGGUGCGAAUGGGGGGAGGGGGGUUGCGGAACGGGCGGCGGAGGUGGGGUGGAAGGGAGAGGAAACGGGGAGGUUUGGGGUUAGGCUUGUUAAGGUUGGUGGGGUGAGGGGGGUGGGGUGGGGGUUGGUUUAUGGGGGGAGUAGGAGUGGGAGUAGCAGGAGUAUAAAUGGUGGUGGUGGUGGUGAGAAGGGGAGGAGAGGAUCGCAGGAGACGUUGGUAGAUGAGUGGAUAUGA